CCCAGCAGCUGCCCGGUCCGGAACCCUUUGCGCGCCAGAGCGCUUGGUGGGCACCCUGGGAGGGGCGCCAGAGGCGGGCGUCGAAGCGACUCCGAGCUGAGGCGAGAGCAGCGCCCCCCGCCCGUGCCGUCCCAUGAGCGCGGCGCCUCCCAAUGGGGGGCAGCGCGGCGCUGACCCCAAGCUGGACCGAACGAAGUCGGGCGGAGGAGAGCUGCUGCGCCUCUUGGCGGAGCUGAAGCCGCCCUCCUUCCUCCUCCGAGAUCUCGGCUCCUACGCGGCGCGGGUGCUGCUCUACCUGGCGCCGGUGUACCUGGCCGGCUACCUGGGACUCAGCACCAGCUGGGUGCUGAUAGGCUUGCUGCUCUGGAUCUGGUGGCGGAGGAACCGGCGAGGGAAGCAGUCCCGCCUGCUGGCCGCCUUCGGACUGCUGGAGGAUGAGAAGCACUCCAUCAGCCAGGGCAUUGCCCUGCAGCAGCUGCCUGCCUGGGUUCACUUCCCUGAUGUUGAACGGGUAGAAUGGCUGAACAAGGUUCUUGAACAGGCCUGGCCAUAUUUUGGAGCCAUUAUUGAAAAAACAUUUAAAGAUAUUGUUGAACCAAAAAUCAGAUCAAAGAAUGUUCAUCUGAAAACGUGUACAUUCACCAAAGUCCAUAUUGGAGACAAGUGUCCUAAAAUCAAAGGAGUAAAGGCCUAUACCAAGGAAAUUGAUAGAAGACAAGUGAUUCUGGACUUGCAAAUAUGUUAUAUAGGGGACUGUGAAAUUAACAUGGAAUUGUCAAAGUUCAGAGUAGGAGUGAAAGGAAUACAGCUGUAUGGAACGUUACGAGUGAUACUAGAGCCCCUUAUGGCUGAUGUCCCUUUCUUUGGAGCUGUAACCAUGUUUUUCAUUCAGAAACCUCAUUUGGAAAUCAACUGGGCAGGACUGACGAACCUGUUAGAUGCUCCAGGCAUUAGUGUAUUAUCUGAUUCCUUAAUCCAAGAUCUCAUAGCUUCCCGGUUGGUGUUGCCGAACAGAAUCACUAUCCCACUGAAAAAGAAUAUUAAUGUGGCUAGCUUGCGGUUCCCUAUUCCAUACGGAGUAGUAAAAGUGCACCUACUAGAAGCUGAGAAACUUGUCCAAAAAGAUCACUUUCUUGGGGCAAUCCGCGGAAAGUCGGACCCAUACGCCAUUCUUCGGGUUGGCUUGGUGCAGUUCCGAAGCAAGACCAUUCAAAGAAACCUGAAUCCCAUCUGGAAUGAAACCUUUGAGUUUGUUGUCCAUGAAGUGCCUGGUCAAGAUCUGGAGGUAGACUUGUAUGACGAAGACCCAGAUAAAGAUGACUUCCUGGGCAGCUUGCUCAUAAACCUUGCAGAUGUGAUGAAAGACAGAGUUGUUGAUGAGUGGUUCCCCUUGAGCAAGAUAGCAAGUGGGCACGUGCAUUUAAAGCUCGAGUGGUUUUCUUUGGUGACUGAUCAAGAGAAACUCUGUGAGGACAAGAAUGGUAUUGCCACAGCAAUUCUUGUAGUGUAUUUGGAUUGUGCUUUCAAUCUCCCUAAAAAUCAAUUUGAAUAUUCUAAUGGUGAAUAUGGAGCGAAGAAAUAUAGAACCCCCCGGUACCUCAAGAAGUUGGAACGAGAACCUUCCUCCUUUGUCCUGCUCACAGUGGGAAACAAAACUCAGAAAAGUAAGACUUGCAAUUUCACUAAGGAUCCUGUGUGGGGCCAGGCAUUCACGUUCCUUGUCCACAGUGCUCCAUCUGAGUCGCUUCAUCUGGAGAUAAAAGAUAAGGAUCGGGAGAAUGCUCUGGGGACCUUGGUGUUUUCUCUUGCCAAUUUGCUAAGAAAUCCUGAGAUGACACAUGAGCAAAAAUUUCAACUGGAUCAUUCUGGCUUGGAUAGUUUUAUUAAGCUGAAACUUGUGUUGAGGGCUUUAAGUCUAGAGCAACCUGAUGCAGAAAACAUGUAUGUUGGAGUUAAUGCCUUAAAGCAAGUUCCUAUCCCUGCGACAGAGGAAGAGGGAAAUGAAGGCAAGAUUCAGCCGCCGCCGCCACCUCCACCUCCUCCACCACCACCUCUUCCAUCAAAACCAGAAGUGCCCAAAGCACCCCAAGAGAGCAAAGACUUAAGCGUGCCUGAAUCGACACAGGAGAUCAGUGCUAACCUUAACAUAACUGAGAAUCAACCUGUUGUGAUAGAGGCUGUGGCGGCAAUUAAUGAACAAGCACGCCCACGGGGUUUGGAAUCCAGAUCCUUGGCACCUCCACAGCCCAUUCUAGCAGCCCCGAUGUUACCAGCCCUGCAAAGGCUCCAGCUUGCCCCUAGCAUGGCAUCUCUGGGCUCCCUUGCUUCUUCAAGCUUUGAUGUAACUUGCAGCAAUCUGGACCUUUUCUAUAACAGAACACAUCUUGCUGGAGUGUCCAUGGGAGAAAUUCACCUCACUGUACGCUAUGCUUCCAUAAGGCAGUCUCUCAUUGUUCUUGUCAAUGGAUGCAGGAAGUUAAUGCCAUGCUCCCAGCAUGGGGCACAUCCCUAUGUCCGUAUCUACUUGCUCCCAGACAAAAGAUGGGCAAUGCGAAAGAGGACAGCUGUCAAGAGAAGAACAUUGAGUCCCCAAUAUGAUGAAAAGUUUGAAUUUUUUGAAACUUUGGAAGAUGUUAAGAAAAGAGCCUUAGAUAUUGCAGUAAAAAACAGAAGGCCAUUUCUUUCACGUGAAAGAAAGGAACUUGGAAAGGUGCUGAUAGACUUGUCAAAGGAGGACUUGGUCAAGGGCUUCUCACAAUGGUACGAACUGACAAUAAAUGGACUUCCCCAAAGCUAGUACUUGGCACCUGCCAAACAAGUGUACAUAUGUAUAAACUUCAGAACUAAAUAAUGUGAACCUGUAUGUAGAUUUUUAUGUAUUUUUAGUAUUUAAAUUAUUUGGGAAGACACUGGAAAAGAUGUAGAUAUUCUAUACAGUAAUCUCUUUUCUCAGGCUUGUUUUUUACUCUUAAUCUUAAGGGUUUUCUGCACAUGUAACUUACUCUUGCUUUUCUUAUCAGCAUCAGAAUCACAUUGAGUCUGGGAGUUCCACAUGUCUCCCUCCCUUCAUGUUUUUCCGGUUGCUAUCAGUUUAUUUUCUUACAGACAUGCCUUAAAAAAAAAACACCAGGAUUUUUGACUGAAGGUGCUGUCGUUAUCUGUAGAGUCAUGGUGCCAACACCUCCACAGUGCAUAUGCAACCCAAAGGGGUGCUUGAUAUCUGAACACUGCCAUAGCAUCCCUGUGGAAAAUGCCUUCCAUUCAAAGGUUCACCUCAAUAUUUGGAUGUUUGGAGACGCAAACUGUUUUUUUAAAGUUUUUCUGCCAACAAAGAAAAAACAGUCAAUUUCUCCCAUGCAGCCUUAGUCAUAUAAGUGUCUCUCAUAGGCCAAAAACAAUGAAGUAGGCCAGCAAUAGUCCCCACCAGGAAUCAGAAGUGGUAAGAAAUACCCCCAAGCUCCAUCAAAAAUCAAAUCCCCCCCAAAAAAACAUAGUAAAGGUGGGGGGGGAUUGCUUGGAUAUCAAGGCGCAGGAACAUCUUACAGUAAUAUCACUUUCAGGGAGCUUUUUUAUUUAAAAAAAAUCCCUUCUUUCUGUGGGGGAAAGGGGGAGGUCAGGGCACAUUGAGAGAGCCCAACAGAAAGGCAAAGAGUGAUGCUCGAGUGGCCAGAAAGAGCAGUGAGUGCUGUGCCUUCUGAAAGUUUAAGGAAGUAAACGGCACUAAUUGUUAAAAAGCAAAAAGGAAGAGCAAUGAGUGCUCCUAUGCCUGCUAUCAGUUAAGUGUUUUUUUUAAAAAAAAUACUUAAAAGUCUGCUGACGGAAGAGAUAAAAAUUCCUCAUUACAGAGGUGAGGGACAACACAGGACAGUGUUACCCCACAGUCACUGGCAGGUGUGCAGGACCCACAAAAGCACAGGAAACAUUUUACAUGUGCAGAAACAUGACUCCAGUUCAAUUGCUAGAAAAAGAUCAGGGCAAAAGUGGUCCAGGAACAAUGUGAAGUGAAAACUAACGGCUCCAGAGAAAGUAAGGGGAUAAGCCAAAGUAGUGAGGGGCCAGAACCAGUGCAGUAAUGCUGUGUGGAGAACCCCUUAGGUUAACUUCAAUGAAAACAGAAAACAAGUAUAUUUUUUAAAAAAGCUUCCAUAUUUAUUAAUAUCCUCAUACCUACAGACUGCAGGAAUCAUCUCUAGGGUUUCAGUCUAGUAAUAUUCCAAAACACUACUCAUGCAGGGGACGUGACACUCUUUUUCAAGCGUGCCAUGCUCAAGAGUGAUCCAAAAUCACCUUUGAUUAUAUUAUUUGUGAUCAAGAAACCUCAGGAACUUUCUUGUAAUGUCCAGUUGGAUACAUAUUAACAGAAAAGAUGUGUAUUGUAAGUUUUCCUAAGAUAAACUAUUUCACUAGCCAGGAUCAAACACCCACGGAAUCCUCCCUCCACCCCAAUGCACAACUGGAAAGGACUUUCACAGGAGGGUGAGUGGUACUCACUUCCAGGAGUAUACCCUCAUACCAAGCUGAAGGACUCCUGACAUUUAGGGAAAGUUUUAACAGUGCAAGUGGAAAGGGUGAGAGCAUAGAAAACUAAUACAUAUGCAGCCCCCUGGAGCCUGACUGUUACCUUAAGACUUACAACCAAAGCACUUUUGGGACCCAUUUUUAUGCUUCUCAUGUCAUUGUCAGACUGCAGUUUUGAAACUGCUUGUUUUUUAACAAAUAAACAAUUUAAAAUUA
Eublepharis macularius is the source of this 4734-nucleotide messenger RNA. It is a transcript of the gene ESYT3, whose product is annotated as extended synaptotagmin 3. Gene Ontology annotation, molecular function: lipid binding. Gene Ontology annotation, biological process: lipid transport. The record is from RefSeq and is a predicted model, not a curated record. NCBI's taxonomy places the organism in Eukaryota, Metazoa, Chordata, Lepidosauria, Squamata, Eublepharidae. The transcript has 23 exons. The coding region runs from base 134 to 2797 and encodes 887 amino acids.